AUGGCAUCGCACCAGCAGCAGCAAACCCAGCCCCAGCAAUCGGUAGGCUUCGAGGACUACCUUCCUGUGAUGGCGGAGCGGCUGGGCGAGGAGGGCCUGAUGCAGGAGCUGGCGUCGGGGUUCAGGCUGCUGCAGGACCCCGUCCUUGGCCUCAUCACCUUCGCCAGCCUCCGCCGCAACGCGCCGCUGCUCGGCCUCGGCGGCAUGUCCGACGACGACCUCCGCGCGAUGCUCGCCGAGGGCGACUUCGACGGCGACGGCGCGCUGAGCGAGAUGGAGUUCUGCGUGCUCAUGGUCAGGCUCAGCCCCGAGCUCAUGGACGAGCCCCGCAGGUGGCUCGACGACGCCGUCGCGCAGGCGUCACAGUUCCUCUUCCACAGCUAGUAGUUAGAGAUGAUGAUUUCUUCUUGUGUUCGUUGUUCAUA
This is a messenger RNA of Lolium rigidum, 425 nucleotides long. RefSeq names its product calcium-binding protein PBP1-like. NCBI's taxonomy places the organism in Eukaryota, Viridiplantae, Streptophyta, Magnoliopsida, Poales, Poaceae. The record is from RefSeq and is a predicted model, not a curated record. The transcript has a single exon. The coding region runs from base 1 to 384 and encodes 127 amino acids. Gene Ontology annotation, molecular function: calcium ion binding.